Molecule: messenger RNA, 3848 nt
Organism: Cydia strobilella
Lineage: Eukaryota; Metazoa; Arthropoda; Insecta; Lepidoptera; Tortricidae
Product: neuromedin-U receptor 1-like
Exons: 4
Coding region: 334-1437 (367 amino acids)
Biological process (GO): G protein-coupled receptor signaling pathway
Cellular component (GO): membrane
Molecular function (GO): G protein-coupled receptor activity
Source: RefSeq, a predicted model, not a curated record
UUAAUUACGAAGUGACCCCGUAAUUUUUAUUUUUUAAUUUACCGAGCAGCAAUGUACUGCAAACAUUAAAAAACAAGAUGACAUGACAUUACGAGAUACGAGCUUUUUAAUAGUAACUGCCAGCAAUUGAAAAGAAUAAAAAUACAAUCAAAUUCCUCCUCAUUUAGAAAUAUUGAAGUCGGUUAAAAAAACGAUUAUCUUGCUAAUCCAAUUAAUCUAAGAGUCUAAGCUACCUCAUUGGACAAACAAAGUUAAUGUUUAACGCUUAGAGCAAACAAUUCCGUUCCGUGCGCACAUCGAGCUCACUAGAAAUUGUACCGCGUCGUAUGGUGCAUGGAAAAUGCCACUAAAAUUAAAAUAGCGAUUGAUAUUAUCCCUAGUGAAUCGUUCGUAGUGAAAUCGUAUACAAUGUUUUACCAAACAUCAACUGCAUCCCGCGAGUUUAACUAUACAAUGUGGGCUGAAUUUUUAGAAGAAGCAUUGCCAAAAGAGUAUGCUUACUCCAAGGUGAUAUACGCAAUAUCCAUGUUCUGCAUAUUUACCGUCAGCCUUAUAGGAAAUUUGCUUACGUGCGUUGUCAUUUACUACGACAAGUCUAUGCAUACUGCAACUAAUUAUUACCUAUUCAACUUAGCCGUGUCGGACUUGAUCGUCACCUUCUGCAUUCUACUGGCGGUGCAGGAGAAACUGAGUGACGCCGAUAUCUUCGGCCAGUUAGCGUGCCAAAUAUAUUUCGUGUGUGUUGUGUGCUCGUGGAACAACAGUAUCCUGACCGUAACCGCCUUGUCUAUUGAGAGGUACAUGGCCAUUAUGCGACCUUUAUUAUUGAAAUCAACUCCAAUGCGGCGGAGAGUAACCAAAAUAAUUGUCGUACUGUGGCUUAUAGCGAUUUUGGAGACAGUCCCAGAAAUGUUUACAGUUUCAGCAAUUACGACUCAACAAUCAACCAGCAUAUGUUUCACGAUUCCGACCGCUUUAUCCAGGGUUGUAAAUGGAGUGCUAGCAAUAAUAACGUUUCUGAUACCACUUCUUAUAAUGACGUUUAUAUAUUCAAUGAUCGCUGUAAAAGUUAAUGUCACACCGAAAGGCUAUUCAAGAAAUCAGAUUUUUAACUAUCGAAAUCCCAGAAGCAAAGUUAACAAAUUAUUAGUAGCUAUGACGCUGUCAUUCUUAAUCUGCUGGCUGCCGUUCUUCGCCAUCCGAGUCAUGGUCGCCACCCUGGACGUCCAGCAGCUGAAUGCUUCCGCUGAGUGGUGGGGGCUCGGGUAUAGAGUUGCAGACAUCAACAGCUGGUUUAGCAUCGCAAUAAAUCCAAUUCUCUUCAGCCUUAUGUCCACUAAAUUCAGAAAAGCUCUAAAGUCGUUUUGGAAUACGAAACUUAGGAACAAGCGUCACCUGAAAUCCCAGCGCAGGUAUAAUACGUGUACGAGGAUAUAAUCAUUCUUAAUUAUGAUAGUCGUGCAAGAAAGGUGCGAUAGUCGAGCAGAUAAUGGCUUGUAAUAUCCUUAAAUUGAAAUACAUCAUUGACAAAAUUUUGAAUACUGAUAGGAUAGACGAUGACAAGCGACCAAACUACAAUAUUGAAGUAUCCGCUAUCAAUUAAUUGAUAUAUGUGACGUUUUCAAUCAAAAGGUACCACAUUGUCGUUUUGGUAAACGAAAGUAAGGACGUAAAUAAGGUAAGGACGAAAAUUGCUUGUGUCUUCAUACGAAAAACCUGUCAGAGCGCCUUUAUGGCAAGCGACAAUGUUUUACCUUUUGCUUGAAAAACGACACAUAUUAAGUAGCUGAGUAUCGUGUCAGCUUUUUUCACUUUUUGAUUUUUAAAAUCUGUUGUAAGAGUGAUAAGGGUGAAUUGCAAAAAAAAAUGUAUAUACCUACUUAAGAACUGUAAUUAGUAUUAAUGAUUCCAUUGUAUUACGUAAAUUAAGGAGUUUUAAUUUAAGUUACAUGCAUGUAAUUGUGUUGGCGUAAGCUGGCCAUACACACUAGGGUAUUACACUGCGCAGUUUUGCCUGUACAGCAGCUGUUGAACUGCAGUUGUACAGGUAAAGCCGGUUAGGAAACUGCACAGUCGACAGUCCAAUGCCACAUACGCUCCUUUUAUACCCUAGUGUCGGGAUAGGAUAUCUAUACCCUGGCCUAGUGUGCAUGGUCAGCUUAAGCCGUAAACUUACUCAUGCAUGGAAUAGAUGAAAUAGAAUGUAUAUGCUUAAUUUUCGUAACGCAAUGGAUUAAUGUGUAGAAAUUCCUAGUAAGACUCAAUAAACUGUACAAAUUACAGUUAGCUAUAACUCAUUAUUUUAGCAUACAGGUGAUUAGCCUAGUUUAUAUUAUGUGCCGUUUGAAAAUAUUUCAAAGCCAAUGUCCUGGGUAACGAUGAUCAUUUCGUAAUCACCACAAUGUUAUAAUGUUUUGAUUACCAUUGGCAAAGAUAGAUAUAACUCCGUUAUAGAUGGAUACAGUCUAAGGAAACAACGUGCCUCGAAAAUCACGAAAAUUUGAUUCUCGAUCAGAUGGCACCACUACCUUUGGCCUACUCUCGUAUAGAGGGCUUUGACGGUUUCGUUUGUUAUUUACCAAUUUUAACGCAUAUCAGUGAAAGAACAUGGGUCAAAAUCAUAUAAAAAUAAUUAAUGCAAAUAAAAAAACAUUUGUCCAUAUUUAAAUACAUUUUAUUGUAUUUUUAUAAAUCUUAAUUUUUAGCUUUGUGUAAAGUGUGUCGAUAGAUGGCAGUGAAUUUACUGUGGUUACAAAAUUUACUAUGACAGUACCGCUCUAUCUUAUUAUAUCCUCUUUGCCAUUAGGGACACUUGUGAGUACACUGAAAUGUAGUCUGCAGCAGAAGGCAUGCUAUGCUAUUCAAAUAACAACAAUGGCUACUAUGACAGACACAUACAAGGUGACAUCUAAUGAGGGCUGUAUUGAGUUUAUAAAAAUAAGCAUAGAAGAAUUUUGAGAUCUGUUUUUCUGACCUACAUCUACAGUGGCGCCAACUGCUGAGCACAAAAUCGGUAGCCCUCAUUAAGAUGAAACAAAUAGCAGAUAUUAUUUUUGUCGGAAAUGUCAAUGUGUCAAUCAAAAUUUGAUUUGCUUUGUUGUUACCCUAACCUACCUUAUAAUUAAAAUACAACUCCUUACGAAUAAUUGGCGUUUUGUUAAAAGUUUUAGCUAACAAGCUACCAUCUUUACGAAAUCGAAAUCUUCAUAAUAGUAUUUUAUACAAUCGUGAUAUAAUGGAGACCUUGAAAAGCUUGAUUAUAUCACUAUUGUAUACAAUACUUUUUCUACUAUAAAACCUAAUUAAGGAAAAUUACGUAAGUAUCAGUAGUACAAAAGACACCAACGCGUGCAUAAUAUCUGAAUAGGUAUGAUCCGUCCCGUAUGACUCAUGAAAUAGUCGCGCGUUGGUGUCUUUUUCACUGGACCGCGGUGCCACGUGAUUGGUCAAAUUCAUUAUAGUUGACUAAACCGUUUCGAAAUGAAUAUUAUAGUUGAGUUGGGAGCCCAUACAUGAAAAGUACCCAAUUACAGUUUGUUUUACGAAAUCUUAAUUCAGCCAUUACAGUCAACGAGUAGAAAAAGCUCUUUUCCGUUCAGUGGUCAUUUUGCAAAAAAUGGACAUUCCUUUUAAAUCUUAUUUACAGACCGAAGAUCUCAUGCUAAUCCCCAACAUCUCCCUUGUGGCUGGCUACCUGCUGCACUACUGGCUUCGAAGAUUAGAUUGAUGCCUGUAAUCAAACACGGGGCCUAUACCUAAGCAUGCUGCUAUACUCGUAAUAACCAUAGCCUUUCCCAUACCUUGAUAUACCCGAGCCACUACCAUAAGAUUUGAAUAUACUCAUUACU